AUGGCAUAUUCUCAAUUUUUAAUGCCAACUCAUUGGUCGCAAAAUGCUGUACAGUGUUGGGAGGUAUUUUGGGGGUCAUCUUCUCAACCCUUGCCAAUACAAGUGCGUUAUAUUCCUUGCAAGGGAAAUUCGACCGUGACAGAAACGUACCAAAGAAACCAGCCACAAAUAGUGCCGAUGAAUAAUAAUACUAUUUAUAAUGGUAGUUAUCAAUUGCUCAACACUAAUCGCCUGAUAGGUGAGACUCAAACAGCGAUGCAUAAGAGCAAAGACAAAAAUGUACGAAUGGAACGUUUUAUGGGCGCUCCAAUUAUUUCGAAAUCUUCAUCUACUGAUUAUUUCGACUGCGCAUCACCGUUUUUCAUUCAAAUUAAAAAAUACCUUAAUCUUGAACCAGAUGGUUUACCUUCAACAACUCCAGCAAUGAUACCAGUAGUUAUUGAGAAAGCAGCUCUAGGUAUUCUCGAAGAGGGAAAACAAUUGGGAAAAGAACGAAAAGCUAGGAAAAUAGCAUCAAUACUUAGACAAAUGAAAGAUUCAAGAAUGGAAGAAAUAUGGAAAGAAUGCGUUUAUCUCUAUACAUCAACAAAUUUCCUAUACAGAUCAUUGAAUUCAGCUAUGAAGUUAGUGUUAGAAAAAGAUGAAAAAAUAUGGAAAAGCAGCGUAUCAAGAUUAGGCCCAUUUUGUUUAUUAUUAUUGGAUAAUCCAUUUAGGAAAGAAAGGACUAGAAACAAAACAAUGUAUCGAGGUGCUAAUAUGGAUGCUGCACAAAUCACUCAAUAUGAGAAAAUGGCUAAAGAUAAAACUUUAUGUAAAACAUUUCAAGCGUAUACUUCUUGUACACGUAUUCGUAGCAAAGCAAAGGCAUUAGGAAAUACUCUAUUCACAAUGGAAUUGAUAAAUGAUUGUACUAUGGANUUGGAUAAUCCAUUUAGGAAAGAAAGGACUAGAAACAAAACAAUGUAUCGAGGUGCUAAUAUGGAUGCUGCACAAAUCACUCAAUAUGAGAAAAUGGCUAAAGAUAAAACUUUAUGUAAAACAUUUCAAGCGUAUACUUCUUGUACACGUAUUCGUAGCAAAGCAAAGGCAUUAGGAAAUACUCUAUUCACAAUGGAAUUGAUAAAUGAUUGUACUAUGGACUUAAGUCCAUACUCAAAGUAUCCAGAAGAAGAGGAAGAACUUAUUAUGCCUGGCGUUUGUUUUCAGGUUAAAAGUGUUACUUUUGAUCAGAAGAAAAAUAGGCAUCUAAUUACUUUGAAAUUACAACAAAAAGUUCUUACAAAUGACAUAAAAACGAAUCUUCCCAUUGAAAAACCGACAACAGAAACAUCACCCUCUGUUUCUUUGAAAACUACAAUCAAUGGAAAUAUGGUGACAGGACUUUCAGCGAAAAUGUCAACACCACCAGCAGCAGCAGCACCACCACCACCACCAAGUAUUGCAAAGAAGCAUAUAUUCUUGGCCUACGCGGAAGAUGAUGAGUCUGAUGCAGCAAUGGUGGAAAAAGUGAAAAAUUAUUUCAUGCAACGACGGUUCAGAGUUUAUCAUCCAAGAAACAAUGAGGAUGUUAAUACACAAAUUGCAAAUGGUAUUGAAAAAGCCGCUGUGGUUUUAGUUUUUCCCUCGCUUUCAUUCGAAAUGUCAAAAUCUGGAUCAAAACUAUUGAAUUAUGCUGAUCAAAAUAAAACACCAAUUCUAAGUGUUAAGAUUGAUGAAGACUAUCUACCGUUGAAUUGGCUGGGCGCUAUUUUAGCUCCUACGAAGAGUUGUUCGAAUAAUUUUGAUGAAAUUAUGCAAUCUCUGGCUUCACUGAAAAUCAAAACUAGUGAUCUCGUCCUUGAAAGAGGUGAAAAGAAUGAGCCACAAGUGGUAGAAGAGAUUUUAUUUCAGGGUGGAACCGAAUCGGGAAAUCUGAAGGCUAGUUUUUAUCAAUCUGGCAAAGAGUUUCCAAUGAAAUUCAAAUUUUUGGGUUUGAAAAAUGGAAAAGUAGUUGGCCAAGGAAAUGAUAAAGAUGGAGAUUUUACUCUUGCUGGUGAAUACAAGAUUGCCGAUCGUCUUGGUACAAUUGAAAUGCAAAAACAACAUGUUGGAAAACAGCCCGUUAAAUAUCAAGGAAAGGUUUCUUUUCAAGAAUUAAAUUGCAAUAUAGAAGGACAGUGGAAGACACGCGAAGCAUCUGAUAAAUUUUCCAUGAAUCUGACUCUUCCACGACCGUAUACUGGAUCUGGAGAAGUGAUGCCACCACCGAAAAUUUCACGUAAAAAAGGAACGAAAGUUUUGAUCUCUUAUUGCCCAUGUCAAUUUGAGUUUGCUCAAAAAGUGACUAAAGGAUUAAUUGCUAAAGGUAUUCCAGCUGUUUGUCCACCGAUGAAGGUUCACGAAAUGAUCAAAAUAGCAACUCAGAAAGCAAGAGUCGUCGUACCACUAAUGAGUCAAGCAUAUGAAGCAUCAAAUACGGCCAAGUAUGUUCUAUCAUACGUUGAUGAAGCUGGUAUUCCGAUAGUUCCUGUGAAAGUACAACAUCCUUACACACAAAGUGGUUGGCUUGGCGUUAUAUGUGCUGGUGCAUUAUGGACACAAAUGACAGAUGCCAAUGAAUUCGAUAAAAAGCUUGAUGAGUUGAGAGCCCNGCCGCGCUUUAAUGUUCUUCUACAACGUAUUGAACAAGCUCUUGAACAAGAAGAACAUGAAGAUGAAUCUAAAGCUAUCACGCGCUUUGAGGGUGGUGUUGUUCAAGGAAAAUAUUAUGGAAAUGGCCAAGUUUUUGAUUUGAAAUUUGACUUUUUCAGUUUAAUAGACGGAUCAGUUUUAGGUCAAGGUGGUGAAGAUGAAGAUGCUUUUACGCUGGCUGGAAAUUAUGACAAUGAAGGAAAUAUUAGUUUCAAAGAACAAUAUGUUGAAAAACAUCUCAUUGAAUAUAAAGGAAAACUUAUUUGUGAUGAAUUUGGUGGGUUCAAAAUUGAAGGCAUAUGGAAAGCUCAUUAUGGGACAGGUGAAUUUCAUUUGGAGAGUAUUAAUGAUUAUAAUGAUGGCGACGAUGAUGAUGAUGCCAGUAAAAGCAAAUAA
This is a messenger RNA of Adineta ricciae, 3066 nucleotides long. Lineage: Eukaryota; Metazoa; Rotifera; Eurotatoria; Adinetida; Adinetidae. The record is from the annotation of a GenBank genome assembly.